AUUUAAACUUCACAGCAGAGUAGUCUCACUGUAUAUUGCCCUCGAGGGAGAAGAGAGAAAGAGCGACGAAGAAGAAGAAUGAGGGGAGAGAAGAAGAUAACUCUGGAGGAAUACGUUGAUUUCAUGAACUCUGGAAACUCCAUCGACUUCACCUGCUCCUACCUCAAUCAGAUCCUUCACAUCAAUGGUUUCCGAAAGCUUCACAAAUCCAAUAAGAAAACUGUAGGCGAAGCAGUAGACGCAGUGGAUCUGAUAGAUCUCUCACGCUCAACUCUGAAUCAAACCUCCGUCUCGUCGUCAUCAGCUUCCCUCACUCUCGAUCAAGUGAUCACCGACAUCGAAGCUCUCAAAUGGCAGGAGUGCUGCCUCACCUCUCUCCAGAUCGUCAACUCCGAUCAAGUCACUCGAUCAGUGGAAGCCAAUAUCCCCAAGCAGCGAUCGAACAAGAGGAAGAUCGGAAACCAAAAGAAGAAGAGGAAAAUGCGAAGAGCUUCAGAUCUAUGAACGAAAGCAGCAGCAGCAGCUAAUGAUACCUCCUACGGCGUAACCACUCUCUGAAAAUUUCUAAUUACAGUUUAUUAAUCUUCCUUAAUCUCACGUUUGCAACAGAUAUAUGCAUUAUACUAGAAAUCUUAUAUGACUAGUGAACAAUUUCAUAUAACGAGGAGUAUUAUAUGACUA
Molecule: messenger RNA, 681 nt
Organism: Raphanus sativus (radish)
Lineage: Eukaryota; Viridiplantae; Streptophyta; Magnoliopsida; Brassicales; Brassicaceae
Exons: 3
Coding region: 79-504 (141 amino acids)
Source: RefSeq, a predicted model, not a curated record